Molecule: messenger RNA, 1098 nt
Organism: Apodemus sylvaticus (European woodmouse)
Lineage: Eukaryota; Metazoa; Chordata; Mammalia; Rodentia; Muridae
Gene: Armc12
Product: armadillo repeat containing 12
Exons: 6
Coding region: 1-1098 (365 amino acids)
Cellular component (GO): nucleus
Source: RefSeq, a predicted model, not a curated record
AUGGGCAAGACCAUUCCCCGGUGCCUGGAGCAACUGGACCUCCGGAAAAGCUUUGUGGGCCUGGCUACAGGCGCCGGGGCCUUAUACCUGCUGUACAAGGCCAUCAGGGCUAGCAUAAAAUGUCAGCCACCACUCUGCUCCAACUCCCCGAUCUGCAUCGCCCGUGAGUGUCCAGUCCCUGGGGAGAGGGCUCUGCCCCAGGAGGCCCCUGCUCCUAAGGCCUCCCCUGGGGGGGACGGCCUGGCCAUCGAGAGAGAGCGCCACGGGCGGGACUCGGGUGAGAUUCGAAGACUUCUCAACUCUCUAGACUGUAAACAGGACGCGUAUACCAGAAGCAUGAUCCUUCACAGCAUCACCCGCUGCGUGUACUUGCUGGAGGCUGAGGCCUCUACGUGUACGAUGGACGACAUCAACCUGGUGGCUGAAAUGCUAGAUGACAAGGACAACAGUGUCAAAAUCCAAGCUCUGAGCGCACUUAAAGCUUUCUCUGGCAUCAGGAAAUUCAGACUCAAAAUCCAGGAACACUGCAUCAAGGUGCUGGAACUGAUUUCCACCAUCUGGGACAUGGAACUGCACGUAGCUGGCCUCCGACUGCUCAACAACCUCCCACUACCUGACUACGUCCACCCACAGCUGCGGCGGGUGAUGCCCGCCCUGAUGGAGAUCAUACAGUCAGACUGCAUCCUGGCACAGGUACAAGCUGUCCGCCUCCUGAGCUACCUGGCACAGAAGAACGACCUUCUCUAUGACAUUCUCAACUGUCAGGUGCAUUCCAACUUCCUGAACCUCUUCCAGUCUUCACAGCCGGGCAGUCUGCUGCUCGAGGUGCUGGUGUUUGCCGAGCACUUGAGUGAGGGGCGGAACGCCACCCACUACCGAGCGGUCAAAUGGCACUACAACGAGCAAUCCCUGCACGAAGCCCUCUUUGGGGAUGAGUCCAAACUGGCAGACCGACUGCUUUCCCUGGUCAUCCACCCCGAGGAGGAAGUGCAGAUCCAGGCCUGCAAAGUCAUAGUGAGCUUGCAAUGUCCCCAGGACCUGGGAUCCCGACCCUCUUCCUGCCGACCCAGCCAUUCCUACUUUAAAGCCGGGGAGUAA